AUGGACAGUAAGAGGAAAGAAACCGACAAAGCAGAAGACCUCACUACUACUGAGAGGAGGUGUACAUUCGGCUUGAGAGAUUUUAAAGGUAGAAUCGUACCCUCCACCCUCACCGACAAACAAAUCGAUACGGCCAGACCGACGGACAUCUCAAACAAGACAGCACGUAUUUCCACUAAUGAUUGGGCACUAGCAGCCUUUGUCGAGAGGUUGAGACGCUGUCCUGGAAGUGUCGCGGAGCCGAACUAUGAUGAACGAAUUAUUAGACGAGACUUGAAACGACAAAUAGCCGAGAAAGGGAGUGGUAUUCAAGAAGUACAAAGUUUAAGUCGAAGGUCACAUAGUGCGAUGGUUAAAUCUAUGGUCAUUGAUACAGAGAUCAUGGAUUUUAUAUUGGAAACAGAGGAGGGAAAGAAAGAGGUCGAGAGAUUACGAGCAUUCUUUGCUCAAAGACUAAAGUUUGCGGAACGUUAA
Molecule: messenger RNA, 474 nt
Organism: Botrytis byssoidea
Lineage: Eukaryota; Fungi; Ascomycota; Leotiomycetes; Helotiales; Sclerotiniaceae
Exons: 3
Coding region: 1-474 (157 amino acids)
Source: RefSeq, a predicted model, not a curated record